Molecule: messenger RNA, 732 nt
Organism: Theileria parva strain Muguga
Lineage: Eukaryota; Apicomplexa; Aconoidasida; Piroplasmida; Theileriidae
Exons: 2
Coding region: 1-732 (243 amino acids)
Source: RefSeq, a predicted model, not a curated record
AUGUACCAAAUUUCGGUAUCAAAGUCGGAAGAAUUUUUUCCUACCAAAUUCUUUAGAAAAUCAUGUGUGAUCAAAAUAUUUUUUACGUUAGUUGCUAGUUUAGCGGCGUGCAACAAAUACUACAACGACAUGGUGUCAUUGUCGAAUUUUGGAUACUACAACUCAUUUGAGGACAGCAUUGAGUACGUAAGGCAACUUGAUUUGCUUGUAAACAAAUACUUACAGGUGUUGAAGAAAAUUGAUAAUGACAUGUCUGUAGAGCUUAGAGAGGCUUCAAAUUAUGAUUUAAAGUCGGUCAGCGAUGGCACUAACAAAACUGGAGCUGAUGUCAUAAACAAGAUGCACGCUCGACAAAUAAUCUUGGACUUGAUGAUGUACCAAGUUCAAUAUGCCUAUCAAAUGUACCUCAGCGCCUGCAACAAGUAUAGGGGAGAAACAGUGAACGCUUUGUUUGAGGACUUGACCUUCAGCCACCCAAUCAACCGUAUGGUUAUCUAUGAGUGGGUCAGGCAGAUGGAUAUCAAUGUCAGAAGAAUCGCAAGUUUCGACGAUACAAUAUCAGAUAUCUGGAAGGAUGUUAGGGAAGAGAUCAACACUAACCCUGUCCAAGAUGUUGACUUGCCAAAAACUUCAGAAGACGCCAAGCCUGCUGAAGCUACACCUGAACAAAAACCUGAACAAAAACCUGAGGCAACGCCGGCGGAACCAGCCACUCAAGCACCAGCUGCGUGA